CACAGACACUGCCUGAGAUUUGAAGAUGAACAGGUAGUGAGUCAGGCAGGCAAGGCCAGGGCUCAGGAUUCAACCUCUCUCCACAGUCUUCCUGUCUGCUGGCCUAGGGGUACUCGCUCCGCCGGAGACCUAUCCGGCGCCACCGGAGACCAGUGCCAGCUGGGAGUCCCGGCUGGGGAUGCCAGUCCCCUCAGGUUCCUGCACCAUGUCCACAGAAGCCCAAGCCAUGGCAGAGCCCACCGGGCAGGGCCCCAAGAACCCACGAGUGUCCAGUGUGAUGGUGCAGCUGGAGAUGAAGCCACUGUGGGAAGAAUUCAACCAGCUGGGCACAGAGAUGAUCGUCACCAAGGCGGGCAGGCGGAUGUUCCCAACCUUCCAGGUGAAGAUCCUGGGCAUGGACACACUAGCCGACUAUGCUCUGCUCAUGGACUUCAUCCCUCUGGAUGACAAGAGAUACAGGUAUGCCUUCCACAGCUCUGCCUGGCUGGUGGCGGGCAAGGCUGACCCCGCCACGCCUGGCAGGGUGCAUUUCCACCCUGACUCCCCAGCCAAGGGCGCCCAGUGGAUGCGGCAGAUCGUGUCCUUUGACAAACUCAAGCUGACCAACAACCUGAUGGAUGACAACGGCCACAUCAUUCUCAACUCCAUGCAUCGUUAUCAGCCCCGUUUCCACGUGGUCUUCGUGGACCCGCGCAAGGACAGCGCCCGCUACGCCCAGGAAAACUUCAAGUCCUUCAUCUUCACGGAGACACAGUUCACGGCUGUGACAGCCUACCAGAACCACCGGAUCACACAGCUGAAAAUUGCCAGCAACCCCUUUGCCAAAGGCUUCAGAGAGAGUGACCCGGACACAUGGCCUGUGGCCCCACGGCCAUUGCUCAGCAUCCCAGCCCGGAGUCAUAGCAGCCUCACUCCCUGUCUGCUUAAGGGCUCUGCAGAACGAGGGAAAGCCACCAGUAAAGCUUCAGCUUCCAACUCCAGGACUCCUACUCAGUCACACCAUCAGCUGCUUCCCACCUCUGAGGUCCUGCUGGCGCCUGCCACCUACAGGCCCCUCCCUUACCAGAACCUGUAUCCUGGAGCCCCAGGCCACGUUGGCAUCCCAAGGGCUCGCCUGGCACCUUACCCUCUCCCCAGUAUCGGCACUGAUGGAGAUCAGGAAGACCCAUCCCUCCCAGCUGGGCUGGGGCUCCUGCCCUCCUCUGCUUUGUGCUUAGGGCCUAGCCAAGAUCCCCUGUGACGGCCAAGUGCCAUGGAAGCCCUUUACCCUGUGUCCCACCUCUCCCUCUCUGUCCAGACAUCGCAACUGGAAGACUGGUGGCAGGUGGUUCCUGUUUCAAAGCCAUUCUGGGGCCUGCCAGCCAUAGAAUCAGGCCUCCUACUUCCUACCCCAAAGCCCUCAAUCCUGCCUGGAAGAUGACUCCUCUAAACCUUGCUUCAAUUGUCCGUCCCCCACAUUAAACCAUUCG
Messenger RNA from Meriones unguiculatus (Mongolian gerbil), 1469 nucleotides. RefSeq names its product T-box transcription factor 10 (gene Tbx10). The record is from RefSeq and is a predicted model, not a curated record. Lineage: Eukaryota; Metazoa; Chordata; Mammalia; Rodentia; Muridae. Bases 179 to 1240 code for a protein of 353 amino acids. The transcript is spliced from 7 exons. Gene Ontology annotation, cellular component: nucleus. Gene Ontology annotation, molecular function: DNA-binding transcription factor activity, RNA polymerase II-specific; RNA polymerase II cis-regulatory region sequence-specific DNA binding. Gene Ontology annotation, biological process: regulation of transcription by RNA polymerase II; positive regulation of DNA-templated transcription; cell fate specification.